Molecule: messenger RNA, 1842 nt
Organism: Castor canadensis (American beaver)
Lineage: Eukaryota; Metazoa; Chordata; Mammalia; Rodentia; Castoridae
Gene: St3gal6
Product: ST3 beta-galactoside alpha-2,3-sialyltransferase 6
Biological process (GO): glycolipid biosynthetic process
Molecular function (GO): sialyltransferase activity
Source: RefSeq, a predicted model, not a curated record
CAGAUUCCUAAAAGUGCAGGUGGGCCAGCCAUGAGAGGGUACCUCGUGGCCAUUUUCCUGAGUGCGGUCUUCCUCUAUUAUGUGCUGCAUUGUAUAUUGUGGGGGGCAAAUAUCUAUUGGGUACCACCUGUGGAAAUGAAGCAGAGAAACAAGAUCCAGCCUUGUUUAUCGAAGCCAGCUUUUGCCUCUCUCCUGAGGUUUCAUCAGUUUCAUCCUUUUCUGUGUGCAGCUGAUUUUAAAAAGAUUGCUUCUUUCUAUAGUAAUGAUAAGUUUGAUUUACCCUACGGGAUACGAACCUCAGCGGAGUAUUUUCGACUUGCUCUUUCAAAGCUGCAGAGUUGUGAUCUCUUUGAUGAGUAUGACAACAUACCAUGUAAAAAGUGUGUGGUGGUUGGUAAUGGAGGAGUUUUGAAGAAUAAGACAUUAGGAGAAAAAAUCGACUCCUAUGAUGUAAUAAUAAGAAUGAAUAAUGGUCCUGUUUUAGGACAUGAAGAAGAAGUUGGGAAAAGGACAACCUUCCGACUGUUUUAUCCAGAAUCUGUUUUUUCAGAUCUCAGUCACAAUGAUCCCAACACUACAGCAAUUCUCAUUGCUUUUAAGCCGCUUGAUUUAAAGUGGCUGCUGGAAUUGUUGACGGGUGGCAAAAUAAACACUAAUGGUUUUUGGAAGAAACCAGCCUUAAACUUGAUCUAUAAACCAUAUCAAAUUAGAAUAUUAGAUCCUUUCAUCAUCAGAAUGGCAGCUUAUGAACUGCUUCAUUUUCCAAAAGUGUUUCCAAAAAAUCAGAAACCCAAACACCCAACAACAGGAAUUAUUGCCAUUACACUGGCAUUUCACAUAUGUCAUGAAGUUCACCUAGCUGGCUUCAAAUACAACUUUUCUGACCUCAAGAGUCCUUUGCACUACUAUGGGAAUGCCACCAUGUCUUUGAUGAAUAAGAAUGCGUAUCAUAAUGUGACUGCAGAGCAGCUCUUUUUGAAGAACCUUAUAGAAAAAAACUUUGUAAUCGACUUGACUCAAGAUUGACUAUGCAGACUGAGAAGAUUAUGCUAAACAGUAUUAGUUUUAUUUUUGUACUGCAAUGUUUAGUUUAUUUUUAAAUAUGUUGAACUUGUCAAAUAAUUAUGUAUAUUAAGUCUUUUGCUGUCUGGUGAUUUGUAAUCACCAGUUUAAUCUCUGUGAAUGUAUUUAUGAAAACCAAGAAAUGUUUAGUUAUCAGGGAAACAAGUAAAAUUUUGAUUGUAUUGUGUUUUUAAAAUAAGCUAGUUUUUUGAGGUAUUUUGAACAUCUUUUUAUAAUACUUCAUCUUAAGACUUUUGAAAGGAGGUGAUUCCCAAUAAGGUGAUCUAGUUUACCAUAACAGUUUUGUCCAUAAAAUGUCACUUUGAAAGGUAUAUUUAGCUUCUGUUAUACUUGACAGGUGGGAAACUGGUGUGUGUUGUCUUGAUGUAGCAAACUGGAACCACUUGGUUGUGGAAAUCUAAGUAUAUACUGGUUUAAUUAAGUUUUUUCCUUUUGCAAUUAAGUAAACCAUGAUUGUGAUAAGUAAUAAUUUGGUAGAAAGAAGAUGGCAGGUUUUGAAAUUCUGGAUGAGUAAAAAAAGUUAUUCACUUACUAAUGGCUUUGCAUUACUUCAAAAAAUAAAAGUUUACUUUAUACAAAGAAGCUAAGCAAGGCAAGCUUAAGGAGAAAAUUCUUAGACAUCCUGAUAAUGAUGACUGCUGCUGUUCUUGAGAUAGGGUCUUGUUUUGUAGUCCAGGAUGGCCUCAGAUUUGUGAACUUCUUGCCUCAGUCUCCCAAGAGCUGGGUUUAUAUACCACUAUGCCUGGUUAAACAUUUUUG